CACCGCAGAUGGGUUUAGCAGUAGCCAUCGUCCGGCAUCGACGGUCAGUCAUCUAUGCAUGUUUGGCCCUCAUCAUCGUGUCCUUAAUGGCCGCCUUCUCUCAACAACGAUGGGCCGUCAUGGACGUGUUUGUAACGACCCCAGAAAGCCGGCCCCUAUCGCCAGGAGCCACAGUCCAACUGACACACAGACACAGGAUCAUUGUAACCUCCAAAGGUAGGACUGUGGUACUACCACCGAUAAAAGGAACACAGCUGAACCCGACGCAGACGACACACUGCCCGGAUGUACUGGGUCACAUGACCCAGGGAAGAUGGCGGACGUCGUAUCUCACGAGGAAGGAAAGCAAUGCGAUUCUUGUGUUUCUUACCCACCCGGAAGCGCGGUAUCGUUUCCCUCCCGAGUACGAGCGCGUGGACGGCAAAUGUGGUAACGUGUCUUACGAAAAUCCCAAAUAUGUACCGUGGAUCCGAGCUCUGUGCAACCCUCUCGGUCAGACGCCAUGCUGUUACGACAAUCACUGUGAGGAGAAACCCAUCCACGAGUGUUUGUGUCCGAACUGCAUUGACGUUCGACGGGAGAAACAUGCUGAGUUCUCCACGUGGGUUCCCUCGGACCCGCAGUGUAAGUACAAGACCUUUACCGCCAAGGAAGCUUGUCGACUAUUGGCCGGAAGUGUCCUUCACUUUGUCGGCGACUCCUUUAUCCGACAUCUCCACACAGCGAUGCUGCUGCUGUUGAGCGGGAACCCUCAGACAGGUGCUCUCAACAAGGGUGUCCAAACGGAUAUCCUUGGCAAGUGCUCCGGCUGGUACAUGUUCACAGAGAAGACUUGCCGACAUCAUCUCAACUACAACUACGUCGGCUGCGGGGGCAAUGUGCGCGUCGUCAUGAAGUACUAUUUCAACAGCGGGACAGGCAUGCGGCUGAAGGACGAGACGUUGAGGGAGCUAAAGACGUCGAGGACGAUGCUAGUAAUGGGAAUAGCAACCCACGACGCCCAUAAUUCCAACACAGUUAAAGAUGGGUUCCUUAGCCCCGUUCUGAAGGCGAAGAGGAAUAGAUCCCUGACAUGGCCUAAACUGCUGUGGGUGGAUCAACACGCCCCGGGUUUAAUGAAGACUCCGUGGCAUCUGACUGAAAGCAGGGAGAAGGCAAAAAGGUUUAAUACAGAGAUGGAACCGUUUCUUAAAGAUUGGUCUGUCCCGAUACUCAGAACGUAUCAUUUAACUGACGGGAUGUGUAGUUUUGAUUCUGAGCACUAUGGGAUGGGGAUUAACAUCGCAAAGGCGAAUCUUCUGUUGAACUACAUUGAAGAGCUACAACGGAAGGGAGAGUGGCUAUAGCAGCCCGUCUGCUAUUUCAGUGUUCAGUUAUUAAGGUAUGACGAUAUGUAAGUGUAACAUAGUUAUUUCCAUUCUGAAAGUGUUCUAAUGUUAUAUAUACAUGUACAUGGAUGAGACCAUUUUAUGUGGGGGUAGGAGAGGGGAUGGUAUUUUUGUCGGAAACGAGAUGAAUUAUCGUUUAGUGCUUCAAAAUAUACAUUAUAUUUCUCUGAGAGAUGAAACAUACAAUGUUUAUGUUUAGCGAGUCAACAAAACAUAAUUUGUUUUUAUAGAACAUGGGGCAAAUUAUAACUUACCAGUAUAUUCCGAACGAGUUAUUUAAUUCAACCAACACAGAAAGUAAAUGGUUCAGUCCGGACUGUCUAGUCCAUUAAUUGUGUUUGCACUGUUUCUUACUGUUGAUCACGGGACGCUCUUGGCGUUUACAUAGUGUAGGGUUACACACCUAUACGGUAUCUAUAGGCGGUUUACCUAUUCUCGGCACCUGGUGUCGUAAUUAUGUGCUACACACCAUCGAUUUUUGAAACAUUAGGGUGUAUAAAUGUAGAUAAAAUGCCACACAUUCUGUAUUAACACAGAGCGCCUGUAUGUUAUGUUGUGUACUGACACAGAGCGCUUCUUGUCUUAUUUAGACACAGAACACCUUUUAUCUUAGUAUUAUUUAAUAUUGACACUUGAGCGCCACAGGUUACAAGUGUAUGCUGGUAAACAAUAGGUACAUAU
This is a messenger RNA of Haliotis rubra (blacklip abalone), 2069 nucleotides long. RefSeq lists its product as uncharacterized. The record is from RefSeq and is a predicted model, not a curated record. Bases 9 to 1346 code for a protein of 445 amino acids. The transcript has 2 exons. NCBI's taxonomy places the organism in Eukaryota, Metazoa, Mollusca, Gastropoda, Lepetellida, Haliotidae.